Patella vulgata (common limpet) is the source of this 2151-nucleotide messenger RNA. Its product is annotated as dolichyl-phosphate beta-glucosyltransferase-like. The record is from RefSeq and is a predicted model, not a curated record. The transcript has a single exon. NCBI's taxonomy places the organism in Eukaryota, Metazoa, Mollusca, Gastropoda, Patellidae. Bases 129 to 1103 code for a protein of 324 amino acids. Gene Ontology annotation, cellular component: endoplasmic reticulum membrane.
AAAGAAUUCACAAAUGUAGUUUGGCAUGAUGAUCAAGACGAACAAAUCUGCUGCAAUAGUUGUAGUGAGGUGUUUGUCCAUCUUAACACGAAUCUACCGGUUAAUUUUCUGUGAAAGAAUUAAACAAUAUGGCACUCUGUUGUUUAUGUGAAUUAAUGCUUUAUAUAGUCGUGUUAGCACUAACUGUUGUUGUAGGUUCUAUUGUUUUCAUUUAUUUCAACUCUGAACGGUAUCCCAGUCUAUUAUUUCACAGCACCGAGAAAACUUUUUAUCACUCCCCAGACCAGGAGGCAUCCACCAAAUUUCCAAGUUUAAAAGAUGAAUCAUCAGUGGACCUCACAAUUGUCGUUCCAGCUUAUAAUGAAGAGAAGAGACUGCCAGUUAUGUUAGACGAAGCUUUAGAAUAUCUUGAAAAUAGAAAGAAAACCUCAAAAUUUACCUAUGAAAUAGUCAUUGUUGAUGAUGGUAGCAAGGACGCAACAUCUAAAGUUGGCUUAAAAUAUUCACAAAAAUAUGGAACCAACAAAGUCCGUGUUAUGACACUUAAUAAAAAUCGUGGAAAAGGAGGAGCAGUUCGUCAGGGCAUGUUGGUUGGACGGGGUAAAAUACUUUUAUUCGCAGAUGCAGAUGGGGCAAGUAAAUUCUCGGAUGUAGAAAAAUUAGAAGAAGAAUUGAAAAAAAUUUGUGAAAAUGGUUUGGCAGUUGUUUGUGGAUCAAGAGCUCAUUUAGAAGAAGAGUCUAUUGCACAUCGAUCAAUUAUUCGUACAUUCCUAAUGCAUGGUUUUCAUUUCCUCGUCUCUUUUUUAUGUGUUCGUGGGGUUAGAGACACUCAAUGUGGCUUUAAGCUUUUAUCAAGACAGGCGGCUGAUGUUUUAUUUUCUAACUUACAUGUUAAUCGAUGGGCAUUUGAUGUUGAUUUAUUAUAUCUGGCUCAGUUUUUUAGGGUGCCAAUCGGUGAAGUAGCUGUAAAAUGGGAAGAAAUUGAAGGAUCAAAGAUGGUGCCUGUAUUGAGUUGGAUAGAAAUGGGACUAGACAUUUUAUUAAUAAGAUUACGAUAUUUAAUAGGUGCCUGGAAAAUUCGAGAUUUAAAAUCCAUGGAAUAAACGCUUAAAGGAGCUAAAUCGCUAAUAUUAGGGACCUAGAAAUUGACACAAAUGGGUUGCAACACAUAUAAUAAUGUAAUAUGAAUGUAUAUAAACUGAUUUACAUUCAAUCUUUUCCGUUUUUACUCUUAAUUUCAAAUCAGUUAUGUUCGGCGAAAUAUACGCCAGAAGUGUCAAUCGAAUGGCUAUCUCUAGCGCCUGGUUGUUCCAGUCGACACCGAUAGUAUUUAUUGCGCGUGCUCGCCAGAUAAGAAUAUGGCUUCACCGAUUGACAUGACUUGUGGAAUUAUAUGUCUAGCCUCGUUCUUCGAGUUCCCUAUUACAAAUGGCACUGAAACCCAUUAUGGUACACAAAUCGUGUACCAAUGGUAAAAUGUUUAUGUUGUCUUAAAUAUUGGAUAUCAGAAGCCCAUCUUUUCAAGAUGCGAUAACAACACCAAUGUUGAUUUAAAUUGACAAAUAAUUCGUGUUUUCGAUGUCGAAGACUUUGGAUGAUACUGAGUUAGAGACUUAGCUACUUUAAAAUAUGUAUAGGCACAUACAUGUAUUUUAAGCAAUGGACCAACAGUUAUUGAAGAUGUCAACUGAGGUCUCACUAUUUAAUAUUUAUAUUGCAUUGGUUUCAUGGGAUAUACAUUAAUAUAACUAUAUUUAUUUUUAGGUAAUCAUUAGGCUAUACUUCACCUAGGAGUAUGGAGUAAUUGAACAUAAAAAUACAAAUAGGCCACUCUAAAUAAAUUAGUAGGUAAUCGGCCUUGUCUGCCCAGCUUCUACCAGACCAUUAUUAUUUUUUUUUUUAUUUUCAAAAUUUACCCUCUGAUGUUUAAAACAAAGUCAAAAGACCAUUCCGAAACUUUGAAAGAAGUCUGUUUAAGCAGAUGUAUACACAAGAUCAGCAGCCUGGAUUUCCAAUAUCACUGUUUCAAUAUUACAAGCUGUUUCAGAGUCAGCUCAUGAUGACAUUGCAAUAUUAUUAAGAGUUUAUUUCUCAGACAGCAAUGGCAUGUGAGUGUUUUGAUAUGAAAUAAAAGCUUUAUUCUAGAAGUGU